CAUAUUUCGCCACAUUGUUCUAUUUACGUGUUUGUUUUUACGACGUUUUUACCACCCCAACUACCGUGAAGUGCGCGCCUUAAUUCGUAUCUUUUCCCUUUUUCUGAGUGUUUUUACCGUGUGAAAGUGAUUGUGUGUCGUGUCGCGCUCGCUGCAAAGGGUGUACUGUUUUGUUUUUUCCUCCGCUCAUUAGCAUGAAGUGUUAUCGGUUUGCCAUACACCACGCCAGCCAUUCGACGGGACGCCCUAGCUGAUAAACAAAAUCCCCACGAGCGCUAUCGUGAAGCCAUCCUACCAUAGAAAGAAGGAAAGAAAUCGCCGCACCACAAUGUGUAGGGACGAAAUUUUAGCACACCUGACGGAAAUGUUCGGUGAUCAUAUUGAGCAGGAGCGAAUCAUUGCCACGAUCGAGCAGUACGACGACUUGAACGCGUGUGUCGAAGCGCUGCUGAAGGACGAGGAACAGAUCGUUUCAUCCCCGGACCGGCCGAAACCGGACGCAGCACUGCCGAUAGCAUUACCACCACCACCACCAUCGCCCACCGAUGGGCCCGACUCCUCGACCGGCGCUACCCGCAAGCAGGUGAACGUGGCGAAAGGCAACCUCCAGUCGGAGAUGGCCACCAGCUUCGCCAGCCUGCUGCAGAAGGGCAGCUUGCCGGUGCAAUUUCAGCAGCCCGGCAACAGCGCCAGCCAGCGGCCCCGGGGACCCGGCAAGCACAAGCCAGCGCCGGACCAGCCGGCGAACUAUCAAAACAUCCUCGACAUGGUGGGCCAAGGUUAUCGCGUCAUGGUGCUGAUGCGUGGAGCGCCGGGCAGUGGCAAAUCGCACCUAUCGCGGGCGCUUAUCGACCACACUUCGGGGGGCGAUUAUCGUAAUCACAUAUUCAGCGCCGACGAUUACUUCAUGGUGAACGGUGUGUACAAAUUCCAGCCCGAUGCGAUCGACGCGGCCCAUCGCUUUAAUCAGCAAAACGUGCUAGCGAAGGCACGUGACGGCUGGAGCCCGAUCGUGGUGGACAACACGAACAUCUGCCUGUGGGAGAUGUAUCCGUACGUGCAGAUGGCGGCCGACCACGGGUACUUUCUCGAGGUGCUCGAGCCGCAAACGCACUGGCGGAACAACAGCCGCAGCCUGGCGAUACGCAACACGCACGGCGUGCCGGAGCCGAAGAUCAAGCGGAUGCUGCAGAACUACGAGAAGCUUGCGAGCGUGCAGGACCUGUACCGGAUGUGCAAGCUCGAGCACGCGCUGUACAUUCCAGUCAAGAUGCGCCACUAUCCGAUCCUGCCGACCGACUUGCUCAUUACUGGCGACGAGCAGCGGGCACCGGUGGACCAACCGUCGCAGACGGCGACCGCACAGUGGAAUGACGCAUGGGAGGGUGGCAUGACGAAAGCGACAAAAGACAACGGCGGACAGAAGCCUAACCUUUCCGCCAUACCGCCGCCGAAGCCGCCUCGCGAUCCGCAAAAGAUAGGCACGCCCAUUAAAGUGCCCGACUCCACCGGGCACCAGGGCGCGAUGAAGGUGGAUAGCGUCGGCGAACCGGCCGGUGCGAUGGGUGGUGCAACCACCCGACUUGACGAGGACGAUUUUGUCUGGGAUUUUACGGACGACUGGCGCAAGACGGCCACCAACUGGAAGCCGUACGACACGGAAAGCAAUCAGUUCUGGGGCCAAACGUCGUCGUCGGCGUCCUCGUCGACGAAACCUCCCCCACCGGUGAACGUGCUAGAGCUAGAAGCGCAACCCCAGCGAACGUCCAAUCCGCUCCACGAACCGAUUGCGGAGUAUCUCCUUUCCAGCGUGAAGGAACCGACCAAGCUGCCGGCAAAGUUUACCGAUCCGGCACAGAAAACCCUUCCUCCGUCCACCGCGCUCCAAACGCCAGGCAAGGAAAAGGCGUCGAAAAAGACGGACAAAAAGCGAAUCGCCUUGACGAAGCACAAGCGCGGCUGUCCGAAUGAGAACGCGAGCUUUUCGGAGAUCUGCAACCUCUACCCAAAGGUACCGGAGUCCUACCUGUGGGAUCUGUUCGAGAAGUGCAGCGGCGAUGGUGACUGGGUGGCGAACCUGCUGCUCGAGGAGCAAAAGUUGGAAAACUUUGAAAACCCGUUCGGCGAUGCUGGCUCUUCAGCUGGCCAACGGCGGCGAGAGGAAGGUGGUGAGCUGGUAGAUGCCCUCACGGAGACGGCGGUCAAGUGGAACUUGCUGGAAUGUAGCUGCAACGAACCGGUGCCGAAAGCUGUCCCGGUGGUACCGGUCGCACCGUCGCUGCUCGAGGUGGACACCUUGGAAGCGGACCAAAUGCUAGCCGCCGCAAGCUACACACCCGCUGGCGGCUCCUCGGGACAUCAGUCACCGCGCGAAACGGUCCGGCGGACGGGGCAGGGGGGCCAGCAGCACAACAGCAAGGAAAACGCCCAAGCGCUUAAGAAGGAAAUCGAGGCACGGUUCAUACUCGGCAACGAACACUUCUCGGAACCGAUCCAGAAGCUGCGCCUGGCCAGACGCAUCGUCCCGGCCGCCGACGAGUCGCCGCCCGAGGAGCUGCUCGAUCUGGAGACGGCCGACAAGGCGACGGACAGCGAGGUGGUCGAGCUGCGGCUCGGCGUCGAGCUGGUGCAGCAGCUGCACGCCAUCUUCCGGGACAAGCACUGUCCCAAGUCGCUCGAGCUGGACGACCUGCAGUCCGACCGGACGCGCGUGUUCAUGGCAACGGAGACGGCGGAGCAGCUGUACCUGCUGUUCCUCGAUUCGGUCUACAGCUACACCGAGGAGGAGCGGCAGCGCAGCCUGCGGGAGGACGCCCGCAUGGCGCAGCUGAUGCAGACGGAGGAAAAGUAUCCCGCCCUGUUCAAACCGCCCGACCCGUCCGGCGAGCCGAACAUGAAGGACAUCAUCGAGAUGGAGGAAGCGCUGGCCGCCUACCAGAAGGAAACGAACGCCACCUGGCAGAAGGCGGACGGACCGCCCGACCUGGCCCAGCAGAUGUCGCAGCAGAAGCUGAAGGAAAUGUUCCCGCACCUGAACGGUGACGAUCUGGUGGAGAUUCUCGCUGCGCACAACAAUCGCUUCGACGAGACGGUGCAGGUGCUGAACGCCUCCAUCCCGGACACCGUGCGCCAGCAGAUGCUGGAGAAGGAGGAGCUGCUGAAGAAGCGGGCCGAGCACGAGAAGCAAAAACUGCUCGAUCUGUUCAGCUCGCCCACCUUCGCCACCCCGUCCCCGACCGGGUCGAGCCUGUCCGGCGAGGAGGCGAUCAAUUUCCACCUCAUCAAGGCGGAAGAGUGUCGCAAUCUGGCCCAGCAUCAUCUCGACCUCAAGAACGAAUGCCACGCAAAGGCCCGGCAGGCGAUUCAGCGCAAUGUGCCGGGUUUGGCCGACUAUUACUCGCAGAUUGCGCGCCUGCACCGGACCAAGAUCGACAUGUACAACAGCCGGGCGUCCAACUGCAUCAUGGAGGUGCACAAGCUGAAGCUGAACAAUGACGAGGUGCUCGAUCUGCACUAUCUCCACUCGCAGGAGGCGCUGCGCUGCUUGGAGCUGUUCCUUGCCGAGCAUGCCUCGAAUCUGCUCAACUCGCAGCAACGCUUCAAGACGCUGUACAUCAUCACGGGGCGCGGAUUGCAUUCCGCCGAUGGCAAACCAAUCAUCAAGCAGCGUGUUAAAGCCAUGCUGAGAGUUAAGAACAUAAGAUACACCGAACUGAACCCGGGUUUCCUCAAGAUUAAGCUGUUCAAUCGUGAUGACCUGGAACAGCUUAUGAUGACGGCCUAAAAGGAAGGCCGAAAGAGGGGAGUUUCACGUACGAGAAAGUGUACUUAAGCGCACAAGCGUCUCAAGCCACCGCAAUAGGGAGGAAAGUCGUCGGAAAUCACGCUGUUUCAAGCUACACGCCCAAUCGCGUGUGUAGAAGGAUGGACGGGAAGGGAUAAUCACGUUGCAACCCCAAUGUACCUGAUUUGCAGUCACGAGUCAUCCGAGAGUCAUUUAGCGAAUAAAGUGAGUGCGCUCUUGCACAAUGAGACGGAUUUACGCCACGGA
This is a messenger RNA of Anopheles gambiae (African malaria mosquito), 4051 nucleotides long. RefSeq lists its product as uncharacterized. The transcript is spliced from 3 exons. The record is from RefSeq and is a predicted model, not a curated record. Bases 329 to 3784 code for a protein of 1151 amino acids. Gene Ontology annotation, molecular function: ubiquitin binding. NCBI's taxonomy places the organism in Eukaryota, Metazoa, Arthropoda, Insecta, Diptera, Culicidae.